GGCUCCGACACUCUCCUUUCUUUUUCUCUCGGUCCCCCACGUGCCGAACCAAUGAGCCGUUUAGGGUAUACGAUAAACCUGCUACGGAGUUAGGGUUUAUGAUAUUUGUGCACUAAAAUAGAGAAAACCACAUCUAAAUUAUUUGCUUCAUUUGCAGUAUCUGAAAAUCCAUACAAAAAAUGGGAAAAAAGAAAUUCAUCGACAAGAAAAAAUCUGCGACGUUCCAAUUAUUUGCCCGGGACUCCUCCGAUCCCAAUUACAGCGACGCACCCGGCAGUGAUCGAGUCUUCGUCCGAGUCGACAACAACCCUGUCUCCUUCAACACCGUCUUCGACGAAGAUAACCAUGGCUAUAACAACACUCAACACGACGACGAAGAUGACUCCAUAUUUGCUGACGCACCCGAUGACAACGACGGUGGCGGCGGCGACGAGUAUGAUAGAGUGUUGGGAAACUCGUAUUCCACCGCCGCAAAUGAGAAGGCAGCAUUGCCGGAGAACGUGAGAAGGGAGAUUUUGGAGCUAGGGUUUCCAGAUGAUGGUUACAAUUAUUUGAUUCAUAUGCGAGAGAUUAGAAAUACUGGUGGCGGCUCUGCUUUUUAUCAUAACCCCAAGUUCAAGCCCGACCAGCUUCCCCGUGAUGUAAAGGCCUAUGAUGCUUCGAGAGUACAAAUAUCGAAAUCCAAAGAGGAUUAUAAUGAUAAGUCGAUUUACAGUGUUGCGUCAAAGACACUGAGUGCCAGGAUGCAGAGAGUGGUUGAUCCUGAAGUGGCUGCACUGCUUGAUGAUAGUGAUUUGUCGCGGUUUGGUUCGGAUGUUGAGGAUUUGGAGGAGGAUUUUGUUGUUAGAGCAAACAUGGCUGAAGAUGGAGAAGGUGAUGAGAGUGAUAAGAAGUUGGAUUUAGUUGAGGAAUCUGAGGUUAUUCAUGAAGCUGUCAAGAGAGCUGAUCCGGAUUCUGGCAAUCAAGAGAUUGCAGAUGGAGCAAGGAAUCACCUAGUGGAAGAGAAGCCACGGGUCCGGCGUCUUUUGGAUGAGCAAUUUGAUAUUCUUGAACUUCAAGAAUAUGGCACUGAUGAUGAUGAACAUGAGGGUUACAUAGCUGAAGAAGAAGAAUUUCUAGCAGACAAGCUAAAAAAUGUCCUUAAUGAAAAUGAUAUGGAUGAUUUGGAGCUUGAUGACAAGUAUAAACCUCCUGCUGAUUUAUUGCAUGGUAGUGAGAGACCAAAAAGCAAAGAGGUACUGGACUCUGCUGCUGAUAUCAUGCGUCGAUGUUCUGAAUAUGCUGAAAAGUAUGAGAAUGAAAGUGAAGAUGAAAAUGUGGUGGUUGUGGAGGAAAGCAGUGAUGAGUCAGAGCAAUUUGAUUGCGAGAGCAUCAUUUCUACGUAUUCAAACCUUGAUAACCACCCUGGAAAAAUCGGAGCUCCUGAGGUAGCUAGGAAAAAGAAGUUGGCUGAAACUGUUUCUGGGGCCUUAAGUGCCAAAACUCAAGUGAUAUCUCUUAGAGGAAAAGAGAAGCUCCCUGUGGAUUUUUUACCUAAUAGUAAAAAGGUUACUACAGAAAAGGUCAAGAGCACUGCAGGUAGCUUAAAAGCUGAACAGCUUAAGAGAAAGCAACAUGGUCAGGAGACUAAGGAGGAAAAGAAGGAACGGAAGGUUGCUGUUAAAGAGGAACGGCGUGAAGCUCGGCGAAUGAAGAAGGCAAUGAAGGAGCUGUACCAGAGUGAAGCCCAGCAAGCACAGAAAGUUGCUGCUGUAGCUGGUCCAUCAUCCAUUCGAUUAAUGUAGGUAUAGUGAUUAAUUAAAAAUAUGGAUGAUCAUACAAUUUCAAGAGUGAGAACAAUGUGCUUAAGAGUUUGCCUGGAAAUCCUCAUAUGAACAUUUGGAUUCUGGUGCCACUGUUAGGCAUUUAGUAUGGGCCAUGUGCAGAUUUUCCAUUAUGUUGUUUGCCAGUAAUUUUGGAGUGGUAAAUGGAAAUGAGACUGUUCUGGUCUUUAAAUGUGUUGAUGAAUUUCUGCAUGGAUCAAACUGGUAAUUAUUUGUUGCGUAAGUAGUAGUUUCAACUGGUAAUUUUUCUUGCA
Messenger RNA from Theobroma cacao (cacao), 2077 nucleotides. Its product is annotated as Low temperature viability protein. Gene Ontology annotation, cellular component: cytosol; nucleus; preribosome, small subunit precursor. The record is from RefSeq and is a predicted model, not a curated record. NCBI's taxonomy places the organism in Eukaryota, Viridiplantae, Streptophyta, Magnoliopsida, Malvales, Malvaceae. Gene Ontology annotation, biological process: ribosomal small subunit export from nucleus; ribosomal small subunit biogenesis.